This is a messenger RNA of Acipenser ruthenus (sterlet), 4651 nucleotides long. RefSeq names its product acyl-CoA dehydrogenase family member 10-like. Lineage: Eukaryota; Metazoa; Chordata; Actinopteri; Acipenseriformes; Acipenseridae. The transcript is spliced from 21 exons. Gene Ontology annotation, molecular function: flavin adenine dinucleotide binding; oxidoreductase activity, acting on the CH-CH group of donors. The record is from RefSeq and is a predicted model, not a curated record. The coding region runs from base 233 to 3433 and encodes 1066 amino acids.
AAAAAACUGUCCAUAACCAGUCCUGUUCUAAAAUCGCUUGGUUAAUACGGCCCUCUAUUUGGAAUUUGACCACAUAGAUUUAAAAUAAUUGAAAUUUGCGAUAAGAGAAUUUGAAUUUAAUUUGAAUUGGGAAAACAAAAUUGUAUUGGAAUUGCUGGAUUUGAAGAGGGAAGGGAAUUGAAUUGAAUUAGUGGAAUUGACCCCAGCUCUGUCAAAUACAUAAAAGAACUCGAUGAUGUGUGCUGCCAGGGUUUGCCUCGGUCCCGGCUUCCUUCUAGCCAGUAGGUCUCUGAAGCUGAGCCUUGCGCGGUGUCAGCUCACGGGAGCAGCGCGAUGGAAGCACUCCGCCUCUCCACCUUACAAAGCAGUUGUAUUUGAUAUGGGAGGCGUUCUUCUUCCAUCGCCUUAUCAGAAGGCCACAGAGUGGGAGUUGCAGCAUGGCGUACCUGCAGGCACUAUAGUCCAAGCAAUCCGAACAGGUGGAGAAGGCAAUGCCUGGAUGAGAUACAUGAGAGGAGAGCUGAGUGCUGCACAAUUCACACACGCCUUCGGAAAGGAAUGUGCAGCUAUAGCAGGCUGUCCUGUCCCAGUGAACUCCUUCCUGUCUGAUCUGACCUCCGGCCCCAUGGCUCAGCAGAACCCAGCCAUGUCCGAGGCAAUCCUCUGUAUCCGAGCAGAGGGGCUGAAGACAGCUGUGCUGAGCAACAACUUCUACCUGCAGCAUGGGCACAGCUACCUGCCCCUGGACAGGACCCAGUUCCAUGUGAUUGUAGAGUCAUGUCGCGAAGGGCUUUGCAAGCCAGACCCCCGUAUUUACAGGCUGUGUGUCGACCGCCUCGGGGUCCUUCCAGAAGAGACGGUCUUCCUGGACGAUGUUGGUCAGAAUGUGAAGGCAGCGGCUCAGCUGGGCCUCCGCACAAUCAAGGUUGAAGACCCCGCAGUGGCAGUGCAGGAGCUGGAGGGCUUGCUGGGGUUCCCUCUGCGAGGGUUUGUCCCCGGCACUCGGGCUGUCAGGAGAGGGAUGGACAUCCCAGUGGAUCCCCUCAGACAAUACCUGCAGCGUGUCCUGCCUCUCUCCUCAGCAGAGUCUCUGACUCUGCGGCAGUUUAGUCACGGCCAGUCCAACCCCACUUACCUCCUCAACACUGGGGAGCGCCAUCUCGUCCUGAGGAAGAAACCACCGGGAGCACUGCUGCCCUCCGCACACGCUGUCGAGAGGGAGUUCAGAGUGAUGAAGGCUCUGGGGGAUGCUGGAGUUCCUGUGCCGAAGGUGCUUGCUCUUUGUGAAGAUCCCAGCGUCAUUGGCACACCCUUCUUCCUGAUGGAGUACUGUCCGGGGAGGAUAUUCAAGGACCCGUCUCUGCCGGGGCUGUGCCCAGACGAGAGGAGAGAGGUUUACCAGGCCAUGAACCGCGUCCUCUGUCAGAUUCACAGCGCUGAUAUCAGUGCAGUCGGGCUGCAGGACUAUGGGAAAUCUGGUAACUACAUUGAGCGGCAGGUGCAAACCUGGACCAAGCAGUACCGAGCCAGCGAGACGCAGCGCAUCCCAGCAAUGGAGAGAGUGCUGGAGUGGCUCCCACAGCACCUCCCCAAGCACGAGAGGACUGCUGUGGUGCACGGAGACUUCAGGCUGGAUAACCUGAUUUUCCACCCGGAGAAGCCAGAGGUGCUGGCAGUGCUGGACUGGGAGCUAUCCACGCUGGGGGACCCCAUUUCCGACCUGGCUUACAGCUGCCUGGCCCAUUACUUGCACCCCGAUUUCCCAGUUCUCAAAGGUCUCAGUGGGUGUGACCUGCCGGAGCUGGGCAUCCCCACAGCAGAGGAGUAUUUCACCCUGUACAGCAGCAGCAUGGGGACGGAGCCCAUUGACAACUGGAAUUAUUACAUGGCCUUCUCGUUCUUCAGAGUCGCAGCCAUCCUGCAGGGAGUCUACAAGCGCUCCCUGAGAGGGCAGGCGAGUUCUGCCAGUGCAGAGGUUACUGGGAAGCUGGCAGAGCGGAUGGCCGAGCUGGCGUGGGAUUUCGCAGUCAAGGAGGGAUUCCGGGUCUUCAAAUCCAUUCCCGUGGGCAAACCUGGGGCUGGACCUGCCAGGGGCUACAGAGCCUGGUCUGGGCAGCAGUGGCCACAGAGAUUGACCGCCACCCCUGAACACUGCGCUGCUGACCUGUCCACCAGCAGCAAAACCUCCCCUCCCCAUCCCGCAAAGGGUCACCUGGUCAUCUCCCCUGACGGCCUGCGGCCCCCUGUCCAGGAGCUAUACCGCCACCUGCAGGAGUUCAUGAAGAAGCACAUCUACCCCCUUGAGCAGCAGCUUCGAGACCACCAGGUAUCUGAGGACAGGUGGAGCCCACACCCUGCCAUGGAGCAAUUGAAGGAGAAGGCAAAGUCUGCAGGUCUGUGGAACCUCUUCAUCCCUCUAGAGGUGGAUCCGGAGGGGAGGCUGGGGCCCGGGCUGACCAACCUGGAAUACGCACACCUGUGUGAGACGAUGGGCCGCUCGCUGUACGCUCCGGAGGUGUUUAACUGCUCUGCCCCUGACACUGGAAAUAUGGAGUUGCUAAUUCGCUAUGGGACUAACCAGCAGAGGGAGCAGUGGCUCAGGCCGCUGUUAGAGGGGGAAAUGCGGUCCUGCUUCGCCAUGACUGAACCACAGGUGGCCUCCUCAGACGCCACAAACAUUGAAGCCUCAAUCACAGAAGACGGAGACUCUUACAUUCUCAACGGCCAUAAAUGGUGGACGUCAGGUGCACUGGACCCUCGUUGUAAGCUCUGUGUGUUUAUGGGCAAAACAGACCCGAGCGCUCCUAGACACCAGCAGCAGUCUAUGGUCCUGGUUCCCAUGGAAACGGCAGGGGUGAAAGUCCUGAGGCCUCUCUCUGUCUAUGGCAUAGAGGAUGCUCCAGGCGGUCACGGGGAGCUGGUAUUUGACAGGGUGCGUGUCCCCCGAGAGAACCUGCUGCUGGGGCCCGGUCGAGGGUUCGAGAUUGCACAGGGCAGGCUGGGGCCCGGCAGGAUCCACCACUGCAUGAGGCUGAUCGGACACUCGGAGCGAUCCCUGGAGCUCAUGAAGGAGAGGGUGAAGUCGAGAGUGGCGUUUGGGAAGCCUCUGGCGGAGCAGGGAACGAUCCUGGCUGACAUUGCUGAGUCCCGCAUGGAGAUCGAGCAGGCCCGCCUCCUGGUGCUCAAGGCAGCUCACCUCAUGGACACAGUGGGGAACAAGGUGGCUGCUCCAGAGAUCUCCAUGAUUAAAGCAGUGACCCCAAGCAUGGCUCUAAGGGUCAUCGACCGUGCCAUCCAGGCGUUCGGGGCGGCUGGGCUCAGCAAUGACUACCCCCUGGCGCUGUUCUACAGCUGGGCGCGGGCACUGAGGCUGGCAGACGGGCCGGACGAGGUCCACCGGGCUGCUGUGGGCAAAAUGGAGCUGAGACGCUGAACUUUUAAAUGAUCUUUACUAUUAUUCAUCUAGAUCUCCAAUCAUUUGAACCCUGUUUUUCUACCUAAUUUGAAUGUGGACUCACCGCUGCAAGCCGCUCCCCGAUGAGGAAGAUCAACGGGCACCUCUGUCCCUGUCUCUCUUCACUCAGAAGACAUAGAGAAUGAAUUGCACCAAACUGCUGAACUCUGGAGGCAGGACCCUUAUCAUUAGAGGCUAAUGAAUUACUGAUUUUAAAGUGUCCUAAGUACUUCUAAUGAGGUCUGUUUGGAGCAGCCAGUUUAUAUGUCGGUGUAAUUGAGAGCCCUUGUCAUGCACCAUGUUUUGGUGACUUUUGUGCCAUGUAUUAUGCCUUUUUAUAAUGUUUUAAUAGUACAGAAACACUUGUAUAUAAUACUCUAAUUCCCUCAGGUUUAUUACAGGGAAUGUUAUAUUGUUAUAAUAGACUGUACAUGAAAUGUUGGCAAAGGUAAAGGGUUAAUUGGAUAUAGGUAAGAUUAUAUUAUUAUCAGUGUGAAUGUCUCGAAACAUUAGACCACAAGUGAGUCUGCCCACUAGCAAAUACUACAAGAAAUAAUGAUCAAGUAAUGUAAGCAGUAAUAAUGACAUGAAUGAGCAGUUUGUGAAUGUGCUGGAGGCAUACCCCCUAUAAAAGUUCCCCAUAGUAAAAGCAUAGCAUGUAAUAAAACCUUGUGCAAUCAUGAUAAAGCAUUGGUACUGGAAGCAUUGUAAAGACAGCAAGUUAUGGUAAAGCAUAUUAAAAACAUAGCAAACCACGGUAAACUAGGGUAUAUGCAUAGUGUAACAUGGUACACUUUUAUACUGGUUACAGUAUACCACUUGCAGUGCCUCAGCUUCAUUUCUCAAAGCUGUUGAGAUCUCAACCUUUUGCCUCCCUCAAACACACCUGCCGAUUAGAUCCAGGUACAGAAUAUUAUUAUUAUUGGUUUGCCUUCCUGAAGAGAGCAGGGAGAGUUACUGAUUAACAGAACUGUGUGUACAAGGGCCCCGCGCCUGCUGAACAGGACUGUAUUCAUGUGAAUGAGUCUGCAUUUAUAUUGAAUCACUGUUUAGAUGAUGAUGACAGGUGUCGUUGGUGGAACACUAGCAAAUCAUAUUUUAUUGUAAACAUUUUUUUUUUUAAUUGAAUUUCCACCAGGUGUAUUUUUAUAAAGCAGGUGUUCACUUUAGUGAAAAUAAAUAAUAAUUUGAAAUGGU